Molecule: messenger RNA, 3392 nt
Organism: Spathaspora passalidarum NRRL Y-27907
Lineage: Eukaryota; Fungi; Ascomycota; Pichiomycetes; Serinales; Debaryomycetaceae
Exons: 1
Coding region: 1-1701 (566 amino acids)
Molecular function (GO): arylsulfatase activity
Source: RefSeq, a predicted model, not a curated record
AUGACAAUUCCAUCAACUCCUAAAAAGCCAAACUUUUUAAUCAUCGUAGCCGAUGAUCUUGGAUUCACCGACACAUCUCCAUUUGGAGGUGAGAUCCACACUCCUAACUUACAUAAACUUGCACUCAACCGCGGGGUCAGACUUACUGACUUCCACACUGCUUCAGCUUGCUCACCCACCAGAUCCAUGUUGUUGAGUGGGACCGACAAUCACAUUGCUGGAUUAGGACAGAUGGCCGAGUUUGCCAGUAGACACCCCGAGAAGUUCCAAGGCAAACCCGGAUACGAAGGAUACCUUAAUGAUCGUGUCGUCGCCCUUCCUGAAAUCUUACGUGAUGCGGGUUAUCACACUUUCAUCUCGGGAAAAUGGCACUUGGGAUUAAAAAAGGAAUAUUGGCCAAUCAACCGUGGUUUCACUAAAUCUUGGACGUUGUUGCCUGGUGCAGGAAAUCAUUAUAAGCGCGUAUUGCGCGACGAUCAAGGAAACCAACUUCCUUUCUUGCCCAGUUUGUACGUGGAAGACGAUAAGGAAUUAGACCCUGAAAAGGACUUGCCCGAGGAUUUCUAUUCCACCACCACAUUUACCGAUAAAGCCAUUGAGUUUAUCGAUUCUACACCAGAGGAUAAACCAUUUUUUGGGUUCUUGACUUAUACCGCUCCUCACUGGCCAUACCAGGCUCCUCAAGACCGUAUUGAAAAAUACAAAGGUGUAUACGAUAAUGGUCCAGAAGAAUUGAGAAGAGCUAGAUUAGCCAGGGCUGCAAAGUUGGGUAUUAUUGAUUCUUCAGUAACUCCACAUCCUAUCAAGACCAUCAGAAAGAGAUGGUCCGAAUUGUCUGACAAAGAAAGGGAAGUGGAAUCUAAGAUCGUGGCUACAUAUGCUGCUAUGGUGGAGAUCUUGGAUGAAAACAUUGGAAGAGUUAUCGAUCAUUUAGAAAAGAAACAAGAGUUGGAUAACACUUUCGUCUUGUUCAUGUCAGAUAACGGUGCUGAAGGAAUGUUGAUGGAGGCAUUACCCUUGACUAACCAACGUAUCAACAAUUUCAUCAAGAAUCACUAUGACAAUUCGGUAGAAAACAUUGGUAACAAAGACUCUUUUGUUUUCUAUGGAGACCAAUGGGCACAGGCUGCCACUUCUCCUCAUGCAAUGUAUAAAAUGUGGAGUACCGAAGGGGCUAUUGUGUGUCCUUUAAUCGUUCACUAUCCUCCAUUGUUGGAACAAAACCAUGGUAAGAUUCUUAACAAGUUCACUACAGUUAUGGACAUCUUACCUACUGUUCUUGAAUUGGCUGGUGUACAACACCCAGGAAAGGAAUAUAAAGGCAGGGAAGUUGCCAUUCCAAGAGGUAAAUCUUGGGUGAGCUACUUGGGUGACAAGUCUGGCCAAGUCCAUUCUGAUGAUACUGUCACUGGUUGGGAAUUGUUUGGUCAACAAGCAAUUAGAAAAGGUGAUUAUAAAGCAAUUUACAUUCCUAAACCAUUUGGUCCAGAGAAAUGGCAAUUGUUUAACAUCAUUGCCGACCCUGGUGAAAUCCAUGAUCUUGCCGAGACCGAACCAAAAGUGUUGGAAGAAUUGGUUGGUCAUUGGGCCGUUUAUGCUGCUGAAACUGGUUUAAUCGAACUUGGUCCUGACUUAUUUGAAAAAGAAAAGAUUGAAGGCGAAGAUAAUGAAGUAAUUUACAGAAUUAUAUUAGAUAACUAGAAUACACAUCUACUUUUGUUUAUGCUUUCUCUUUUCUUUACGAGUUUCCUUGAUGGCAUCUUCAUUGGGAAUCCAGAUUUCAUUCUCCUUGGCUUCUUCAGGUACUCUAGGGCCAUUUUUGUCAUGGAAAACUUCCUUUCUCCAUUCUUGUAAAUGCUUCUUCUUGGUGUAUUUCCGUUUAUCCUUGAGUCUAAGUUCCUUUGGUCUAUAAGGAGCGAACUUCUUGAUACCAAUAAAUGAAUUCAACUGCUUAUCAUCAGCCAAGAUGAUAUCUCUGGUGGUUAAUCCAAAUGAUUCCGGUGAGACCUCUCUAUAUUUGAAUUUGACUUCGUCCUUGUUCUUCAGACGACCACGUUCUUCUUCGACUUCAUCAAUGAUUUUCAAUGUGUUGGCUUCGAUUAUCUGUUGGGCUUUUUCUUUAAGUGAUUCCUUUUCUUUCUUGGCUGAUUUCUUUUCCUUGAGCUUGUCCUUCUUGGAUUUUUUACUAACGGGCUCAGCUACUUCUUCUUCUUCUUCUUCUUUGUCUUCUUCAUCGUCUUGUUCAUUCUCGUAGUACUCGCCCAUUAUUUCAUCAUCCUCAUCCCAUUCAGGCUUGACAUUCUCAGCAUCAUAGUACUGCUCAUUGAAGAUCUCGGCCAUCUUGCUAUCCCAAUCGGCAUCGUCAAAGUCUUCCUGUAAUAACGAAUCCCCAAACACCUUUUCAAUAACCUCAUCACUAACUUGAUCACCAACAGCCUCCUUAAUCUUACUCAAUCUAUCCAUAACUUUAUUCAACUUGCUGGUCUUUUUCUUCUUGACCAUUUCAUUUAUCUCUUGUUCUUCCUGUUCCUUUUGCUCGAGUUUCUUUUCACGUUGUCUCUUACGCGAGUUUGUCUUUGAUCGUCUCAAAGUUGCUUGAUUACGAGCAUAACUGACAAUCUCAGCCGCAUUAGGAUCUUCGUAUCUGAAAUUAUAAGCAUGUUCAAACGAAUCAACGGCGUUAUCGAACUCAUCCUCAUCCUCAGCUUCAAUCUUGUCCAAAUUGAUGACCUUGUCUCCUUUCUUAGGAAUCCACGCUUGGUUGUCAAGGAAGGCUGAUAAGAACGAGUCCGGGUCCUUAGAAGGAUCAGGCAACUUUGUCACGGGAGCAUCAUCUUGUUUCACUUCUGCUUCCUUUUUGUGCAAAAAAUCAUCAUCAUCGUCGUCUUCGUCGUCGUCAAAUGCCUUCUUGAUAUCCAUCAAGAGCUGAUCACGGUCUUCCCUUUGUAAAGUAUUGUACGACUUUUCACCAUCAACGGUUUCGCUCUCAUCCUUGUAUCCCCCAGCUAAAAGGUUUUCACGAUGGUAAUCCUUCAAGUAGAGAGGUUUCUCCUUCUUGUUCACCUCGUAAUUCUCGGCCUCGGGAUCGUUGAAGAAUUUUGCAUUGGGGUCAAGAAGUUUCUCAGGGUUGCUCUUGAGGAGACCUAACACGUUGUUGAUCCCUGAUUCGACGUCUUCAGUUAUGAGAUCUCCGAAUUCGUCUUCUUCUUCGGAGGACGAGGAUUCGUCUUCUGAAAGUUCUUCUUUUGGUUUUGGCUCAGGCUUUUGUUCUGGUUUUGGUUCAGAUGGAGCGAUUGUCGAGGUGCUUUCUUUGAGCUCGGCUUCUCUUGCCUUCUUGGCAGCAGACUUCUUUCUGGCCAUGAUUGGUUUGCUAAAGGUUGAUGCUGUUUGUU